UCAUGGCAUCACAGCUGUUAACCGUUUAGUUAUUUGUUAUUAUUUUAAUUAAAUAAAUCUAGUGUUAAGUUUUAAUAUUUAUUAAUUUAUUUUAUUUAUUAUUAGAAAUAUGGCUUUUUCAAAAGCUAAAUUAACGCGCUUUAAUGAUGUUAUAAGUGAUACUCCAGCACCGGGUAGAUAUAAUCCAAAACAUGAUAAAUAUGCUCGAUCUUGUACUCCAACCUCAGAACGUGGUGAUUUGAAUAAAAGUCCUAUCAGCAGUGUGGCUUCAGAGAAAAAUUCGGUUAUUAGUACACCAUGUUUCAGAACGCCAAAUUUACCUGCCCGUCGAAAGCUACUUUGUUCACAAUCUGCAAGAAAAUUCUCUCAAAAAGAAAAUUUACAACCAACACCUGUUUCACAACAAUUAUUAGACCAACAACGUGAAGAAUUGCAAGAAAGAAUUGUGGAAUGCAAUAAUAAGACACAAUGUAUAAAAGAUUUAGAAAUACAAAUUGAAGAAUUGAAAGAACAAAUUUCCAAUUUAAAGCAAAAUGAAAUGGAUGAUGCUCAAGAACUUGAAAAACUUACAAUUCAAAUAGACGAAUUAUUGGAGGAAAAACAAAAAUUGAUCGAAGAAAUCGGAAAAAUUCAAGUACAACAUCAAAAUGAUAUACAUGAAAUAAAAGCUUUAUUGGCGGACACUGUAGAUGAGAAAGAUACAUUAAUAUUUGAAAAUGAAGAACAUCAAAUUGAAAUAUGCGAAUUGCAAAAAUCAAAUGAUGAAUUGGAAAUAGAAAAUUAUGAAUUACAAUUGAAAUUACGAAAUAAGAAUAUCAUACAAAACAAUUUAAUCAAACAACAAAAACGCUUCCAACUUUUAAUGCAGAAAAUGAAAGCUAAACAAAAAAAUAUAACGUUUUUACGAAAACGUAUAAUGACUUUACGUAAAGAAUUGUGUGAUCUUAAAACUGAAACACACACUGAAAUUUCAAGUUUACAACAGCAAUUAAUUGCAGCUGAAGCGGCCAAAAAUAAAGAACGUGAAGAAACAGAAACAGGAUUUUUAGAAGUAAUUCAACAAUUGAGAUCCACAAAUAAUGAAAUAUUAAAAAAUCAUAAAAAAGAAAUGACACAAUUUAAAGAUAGUACUCAUCAACAUUUACGUCAAAUUCAGGAAAAUGCAAAUUUACAAAUUCGUGAAUUACAGACACAAUUAGAUGAAAAUCUAAAAAAACAUGAGAUGGAGACAAAAAAUUUAAAAUUAAUUUUAUCAGAUACAGAACGCGAUUUACAACAUGCUAUCGAUGGUAAAGAAAAAUUGGACAUGGAAUUGGGACAAAAAAAAUGUGUUAUAAAUGAAUUACAACGGAAAUUAUCAUCUACAAUUAUCGAAUUAAAUGAAGUACGUGAAAAUUGGUCGAAAGAAAUUAGUGAACUUCGAACUGAAAUUGAUAAUAUUAACAAUCAAAAACGUCGAUAUGCAAUUGCUUUAGAUGAAACACGAUCAACCGUACAAGUAAUUACAGAUCGUUUAGUUGAAUCAGAUCAAGGUGUGGAACAGUUAAAAAAUCAAGUUGAAAAGCUUCAACUAACUAAAAUACAAAUUGAAAAUGAAAAUAAUGAAUUAAAAAAGAAAACAAAAGAAUUAGAAGAACUUUACACUACUUCAAGUGAAAAGCAAUGGGUUCAAAUGGAAAAAAUGAUUCGUGAUGAUAUUGACAAGGAGAAACGAGAAUUAACCGAUGCUGUGGAAAACUAUAAACAAUUAACCUUGAACACAAUUAAAGAUUACGAAUUAAAACAGCAAACUUUAAUAAGCAGUUUAAAUGAAACAAACAUGAAAUAUAAAUCUUUGGAAGAAAAAUACAAUGAAUUACAUAAAACAUCAACGAAGAAAAUACAAACUUUAGAACAAGAAUGUAUGAAGCAUAAAAAUAACAAUAAAGAAUUACUAGAUCAAUUGAAAUCUAGAGAACAAAAAUUUUUGGAAGCUCAGUCAUUAAUCAGUGCAUCCAAAAUUGAAAUUGAACAUCAAAGUUCUGAAAAUAUUGAAUUGAAAUUCAAAGUAAAUCGUCUUGAAUCACAGAUUGCUAGUUUACAAGUACCAAUGGAUAAAAGUAAAAUAAAUAAACUAAUUGAAGAGAAUAAAAAGUUGAAAAAUCAAAUGAAAAAUAUUGAAGAAUUGCCAGAAUUUAGAGAAUUAUUGGAUAAAUAUAAACAAUUAAACAUGCAAGUAAAUAAAGAGAAGAAAGAUAAACAAGAUAUGGAAAAUAAAAUUCGUGCUCAAAAUAAAUUGAUUGAGAAAUUGAAACAAGAAGUUACAUCUCCAAAAUCGGCAUCACGUCGAAGCAAAUUGUUGGUUUCGAAUGAAAAGGAGAAUCAAAGCCCUGGAAAAGUUGCUGUUAUUCGUACUGAUAGUCCUAAUACCACACCAUUAAAAGAUCGAAAUAUUCGUCAGUAAUAGGUAUCACUUAUUGGUUAGUUUUUAAUUAAAAGCUAUUUUCAAUACAUUCCAUAUUUCGAUAGUUUUAAGCGAAACGACUGAUCGGCUUUUUAAAUUUUAUGUAUCUUUAAGUAUAUUUAUUAUAUGAUUCGUGCAAAAUAUUGAACAUUAUCGUUUUAGAUAAAUUUGUUUUAAUCCAAAUAUUAAUGUUUAUUUUUAAGAGAGUAAAGUCAAAAUUGUACAGAGGACAUCAUUGGAGUUUGUACUAUUUUCCAAAUGAUGCAAAAGAAAUCGUCAAGACUCUCUUAAAUAUUUAACGGACAUCGUCGAUAAUCAUAUAUACCCGACGAAUAAAGAUGUUUUUCGUUUAUCCUAUUUCGUUCAUAUUUAGUCAGAUUAUAAUUAAUAUAAAUCUAUCAGGAUCGGGUUUAUCCUCAAUGUCACCUCAUCUCAAUUUAAUUUAUCAAAAUUAUUUCGACACCAAAUAGGUAAUAUCCAAGAUCUUUCAACUUUUCAAAUUAACUAAUUUUCUUCCGCGAUCAUGGGCAGUUGUCAUAGUUAAAUCCGAACCUGAUAUUGGUACCUAUAUUUAUUUCAAAAAUUUUUGUAUUCUCUUUUUAUUAUUUAAUUGCGCUAAUGCUCGAUUUUUUUCACAAUGUAACGAAAUAUAUCCUUAAAAUAUUCUGUGCUCGUAUAUAUUUUUGAUUCAAGGGUCGUUUUAAGGUAAUUUAUCUCAUUACUUGAAUAUAAGAAAUAGUAACUUUUUACAAAAAAAUCACUAACUAGUGAAAAUUAGAGUAUUGCAAACAC
Molecule: messenger RNA, 3235 nt
Organism: Chrysoperla carnea
Lineage: Eukaryota; Metazoa; Arthropoda; Insecta; Neuroptera; Chrysopidae
Product: intracellular protein transport protein USO1-like
Exons: 3
Coding region: 110-2443 (777 amino acids)
Source: RefSeq, a predicted model, not a curated record